ACAGACUCAGUGGGAUGUUCAGGAUGUUCAGAGAGAGAGAGAGAGAGAGAGACAUAUGAAAGCAGCUCCUCCAGCCUGGACAGAAGAAAUCCUGCACUUCUGAGUGGACUCUACACUUUUUUUUUAUUUAUUCUUCCUCUGCUCUCUUUUCCCCUCCGCGUGCAUUCUGGAGCAGAACAGAAGAGGAAAAGAGGAAUAAAGCUCUUUAAUGGCAGUGUAGAGAGAGAGAGAGAGAGAAUUCACACUAACUUUAGGGACAAAUCUCAGCUCUGUAGUGAGACUGCGCUGUUUAUCUGCAGAUAUUCUCUCAUCAUUCCGCGGAUUUCUGACAGAUUUGAUGAGUUUAAUCUUAUAUUUUCGUGGCGUUUUAGUGAUUCUUAUGUAAAUAAAAAGUGAGAUCUGAGAGGCGCCUCUGCACGGAGCUGUGCAACUUCACUGAAGCCACGCUUGACUUGACUAGCCUGAGCUAGCUAACCCCGUUAGCUUUAGCUUUAGCAUCGGUGAAGGAAUAAGUGCGUGAAACCUCUGUCAUCGUUCACACACCGCAGACACUGUGACCAACAUCUGUCUUUUAUUCGCGUUAUUUCUCUAAGUGUGUGAACGACUGCUUCGGAGGAGGGAAUAAAAAGUUUGUGAAUCCUUUUGUCACUAGCGAAGUUAGCUUAGCGCUAGUUUGUCCUUUUGGCUUUGCGAGCUAUCCAGGGAGGCAUUUUAUCCUCUCUCUCCGGCGAAAAUACAAAAAUACUCCGGUCCAAGAUGAAGAUUUUGGAAAGAUUAAUAAGCCACAAUGCCGUCCUGGACGGCCGGGAGUGUUGUGACGGCUGUUCUGAGUGAAGCUAAGCUAAAACAAUCACAGCAUGCUAGUCAGUUAUGCUAGCUAAGCUGGAUCACGGCUUUAAGUUUCCCCCUCAGCGACUUUGACUUUUUUACUUUGUUUUCUUGUUGUUUUGUGUGUAAAGCAGUUUUUUUUUGAGCAGAAGGAAGGUUGUGUGUGUGUGUGUGUGUGUGUGUGUGUGUGUGUGUGUAAAAUGCAGCUGUGGAGUUUGUUGUGGUGUGUGUUGGUGUGUGUCGGAGUGAGAGACUGGCCGAGGAGCAGUGCUGAGAUUUGUCCGAGCAGGGACAUCAGGAACAACGUGACUAACCUGCGCCUUCUGGAGAACUGCACGGUGAUCGAGGGCCACCUGAAGAUCCUGCUGAUGUUCCACACCAGAGCGGAGGACUUCCGGGGUCUGAGCUUCCCCAAGCUAACCGUAGUGACCGAUUACCUGCUGCUGUUCCGCGUGUACGGCCUGGAGAGCCUGAGUGACCUGUUCCCCAACCUGACCGUCAUCCGAGGAAACAACCUGUUCUUCAACUACGCACUGGUCAUCUUCGAGAUGCUGCAGCUGAAGGAGAUCGGACUGCACAGUCUGAUGAACAUCACCCGCGGCGCCGUGCGGCUGGAGAAGAACCCGGACCUCUGCUACCUCUCUACCCUCGACUGGUCCCAGGUCCUGGACUCUGUGGAAGACAACUACAUCUUCGCCAAUAAGAACGAGGGAGAGUGUGGAGACGUGUGUCCGGGCAUGGCCAGGGGCAAGACCAUCUGCCCUCAGACCACCAUCAACGGGCAGUUUGGAGCACGCUGCUGGACACAACGACACUGCCAGCGAAUGUGUCCGUCAGUGUGUAAGGCGAGGGCGUGUACGGUGGACGGUCAGUGCUGUCACACUGAGUGUUUGGGAGGAUGCAUGAAGCCGGACUCUGCAGCAGAGUGCAUUGCGUGUCGUCACUUCCUGCACGCGGGGGUGUGUGUGGAGGCCUGCCCCUCUGGCUUUCUCUCCUUUAAGGGAUGGCGGUGUGUGAGCUCCGCCUACUGCCACGCCCUUCAUAUGCAGUGCUCUGGCAAAACAUCAGACCAAGCCUGCAACUCCUACGUCAUCCACCAGGGGGCAUGUGUUCCUGAGUGUCCCGCAGGGUACACCACCGUCAACUCCACAAUGCUGAUGUGUACACCGUGUGCAGGAAUGUGUCCUAAAGUGUGUGUAGGAGAGAAGACGGUGGACUCUGUGACCACAGCUCAGGGACUGCGGGGCUGCACGCUGCUCAACGGCAGCCUCACCAUCAACAUCCGAGGAGGAAAUAACAUCGCAACAGAACUGGAAGCUAAUCUAGGUCAGCUGGAGGAAAUCACAGGAUACCUGAUGGUGCGUCGCUCCUACGCUCUCGUCUCUCUGUCGUUCCUCAGGAAGCUGCGACUGAUCCGUGGAGAGACACAGGAGAGGGGGAAUUAUUCCUUCUUCGCACUGGACAAUCAGAACCUGCGCCAGCUGUGGGACUGGUCAAAACACAACCUGACCAUCCUGCAGGGCCGCAUGUUCUUCCAUCACAACUCCAAACUGUGUAUGAGUGAGAUACGCAGGAUGGAGGAGGUGACGGGGACGAGAGACAGACAGCCCAAGAACGACAUCGGCUUCAAAACCAACGGAGACCAGGUGUCAUGUGAGUACCGGGUGUUGAAGUUCACGACUAUUCGGACUCUUCCAGAUAAAAUCAUUAUAAAGUGGGAGCCGUUCUGGCCGCCGGACUUCAGGGACCUGCUGGGCUUCAUGGUUCUGUAUAAGGAAGCGCCAUACAGGAAUGUGACGGAGUUUGAUGGGCGAGGUGCGUGUGGCUCUAACAGCUGGGUGAUUGCAGAUGUGGAUCCUCCUCAUCGCUCCAGCGAUGUCCGACAGCAGCUGGAACCCGGGUUCCUCAUCAUGGCCUUAAAGCCCUGGACUCAGUAUGCCAUCAUGGUUAAAGCCCAGCUCUCCACCUCUGACGAGCACCAGGUCCAGGGGGCCAAGAGCCAGAUCAUCUACGUCCGCACCAACGCCACCAAACCCUCUGUACCUCUGGACCCGAUCUCAUCGUCCAACUCGUCCUCUCAGAUCAUCCUGAAGUGGAAACCCCCAAAUGACCCCAAUGGCAACAUCACACACUACGUAGUGUCCUGCCUACAGCAGCCUGAGGCCAGUGAGCUCUACAAGUUUGACUACUGCCAGAAAGGCAUGAAACUGCCAUCUCGAGCCCCCACACAGCUCGACAGUAAGGAGGGAGAGAAGUGGAACCAGACGGAGGAGUCAGGACUGGGGGACAGCUGCUGUCCAUGUCCUAAAACUGAGAAACAGCUGAAGAAAGAGGCGGAGGAGAGCGAGUACCGCAAAACCUUCGAGAAUUACCUACACAAUGAAGUCUUCCGCAUCAGGCCGUCCCGACAGCGCAGAUCCCUCGUGGGUGUGGCCAACAGCACUAUACCCUCCUUCCUGACCACACCCUCCCCCCUCCCAAGCCUGCGUCCGGAGGAGGGGGCGGAGCCAAAUAAGAUUGUUCAGUUUGUCUAUGGUAAGGAAUCGACAGUGAUAUCCAACCUGAGACACUUCACCAGCUACCAGAUCGAGAUUCAUGCCUGCAACAACCAUCCAGGUGACCCCGAGCGCUGCAGCAUGGCCGCCUAUGUCAGCGCACGCACCUUACCUGAGGAUCACGCUGAUGACAUUCUCGGACAGAUUCUGUUUAAUGUUGUUGAUUAUUCAGUGCACAUCAGGUGGGCGGAGCCAAAAGCCCCAAAUGGCAUGAUCAUACUGUACGAGGUGAACUACAAGAGACUGGGAGAUACAGAGGAGCUGAGUCACUGUGUGUCCAGGAAGCAGUACAUCAGUGAUGGUGGCUGCAGGUUGCGAGUGGUGCAUCCUGGCAAUUACACUGUGCGAAUCCGAGCAACAUCACUGACAGGAAAUGGGUCCUGGACAGAACCUGCAUACUUUUAUGUCAAAGAUCUCCGUGUGGAUCCGUCAAACAUGUUAAAGAUUAUCGUGGUCCCGGUGGUGUGUGUUGUGCUGGUGGUGCUGGUGGCCAUAACUGGAUUUAUCAUGUUCAGAAAGAAGCAAGCAGAAGGACCAACUGGACGUCUGUACACUUCACCAAAUCCAGAAUAUCUCAGUCCAGAUGAAAUGUACGAGCCGGAUGAGUGGGAGGUGGCUCGGGAGAAGAUCACCCUGCUGCGUGAGCUGGGUCAGGGCUCAUUUGGGAUGGUGUAUGAGGGCGUGGCCCGUGAGGUGGUGAAGGGGGAGGCUCAGACACGCGUCGCGGUGAAGACCGUUAACGAGGCGGCCAGCCUCCGAGAGAGGAUCGAGUUCCUCAAUGAGGCCUCCGUCAUGAAGGCUUUCAGCUGUCACCAUGUGGUGAGGCUGCUGGGUGUGGUCUCUAAAGGCCAGCCCACUCUGGUGGUGAUGGAGCUGAUGACCCACGGAGAUCUGAAGAGCUACCUGCGCCGUCUCCGCCCUGAUUCUGAGAAUAACCCAGGCCGCCCCCCCCCCACACUGAGGGAGAUGAUACAGAUGGCAGCUGAGAUUGCAGAUGGAAUGGCGUAUCUCAACGCUAAGAAGUUUGUGCACAGAGACCUAGCGGCCAGGAACUGCAUGGUGUCCGAAGACUACACGGUCAAGAUCGGUGACUUCGGUAUGACGAGGGACAUCUACGAGACAGAUUAUUACAGGAAGGGAGGUAAAGGACUGCUUCCUGUCAGAUGGAUGGCACCCGAGUCUCUGAAGGACGGAGUGUUUACUGCACACUCGGACUGCUGGUCCUUCGGCGUGGUCCUGUGGGAGAUUAGCACGCUAGCCGAGCAGCCCUAUCAGGGUCUCUCUAACGAGCAGGUGCUGAAGUUUGUGAUGGACGGAGGAUUUCUGGAGCGUCCAGAUAACUGUCCAGACAGACUUCACAGUCUGAUGCAGAUGUGUUGGCACUACAACCCGAAGCUGCGUCCGGUGUUUCAGGAGAUCAUUGAGAUGUUGAGAGACGAGCUCCAUCCCUCCUUCAGUGAUCUGUCCUUCUUCUACAGCGAGGAGAACCGGACGCGCACGCGGGACAGCGACGACUUCGACAUGGACGUGGAGAACAUGGAGAGCAUCCCUCUGUCCUCCUACAGCCCCGGGGACGAGGGGGACGAGGGGACGUAUGAAGGACUCAUCCCCUACACACACAUGAACGGGGAGAAGAAAAACGGGCGUGUUCUCUCGCUCCCUCGCUCCAGUCCUUCCUAAUGCAGCAUCAGCACCACAUGGCCCCGCCCCCUUCCCCAAUGUAACAAGCUAGCUUAGAUUUAUUUUUCUUCUUCACUGGUUUUUAUACACCCACUUUUUUAAUCACUUCCUGUUUUUCCAUUGGACACGCCUAGUUCUGGACUGAAGGCCGUGUCGCAACCGCUUGCUAAGUUACGUAACCGUACAUAAACCAGCGUUUAGCUAAAGAGGACAGCGGGAUGUGAAGCACAAGACCUGCAGCUAUCUAGAUAGCUCUUCUUUUAAGGGCGGGGCUUAAGUUAAAUAUAAUCCAUUUAAUUACAGACAUGAUCAUCAUUUCAUCAUUUAAAAUACUUUAUUAUUUUUUCACAAAGCUAGCCAGACACACCAGCAUUAUCUGGCUAAGUCGCUAACGCAGUAGAUGCCUGCAGUUACGUGGCUAGCCUCGCUUCCCCGCAGGACAGACCCGCACGUCGGUGUCACGUGACCGAGUCUGUGUGGACGAGCAAGCUUUAUCUUAAGCUCCGCCCAGGACCUCCUGUCAAUCAAACAAACCAAGAAGUAUCAACACUCUGUUUCAGAAAAUGUAGCAAAUGAUAUCGUUUAUCACUCAGUAAAGAGCAGUGCAUUAUGGGUAAGACACUCAGUAAAGAGCAGUGCAUUAUGGGUAAGACACUCAGUAAAGAGCAGUGCAUUAUGGGUAAGGCGCUCAGUAAAGAGCAGUGCAUUAUGGGUAAGGCGCUCAGUAAAGAGCAGUGCAUUAUGGGUAAGGCGCUCAGUAAAGAGCAGUGCAUUAUGGGUAAGGCGCUCAGUAAAGAGCAGUGCAUUAUGGGUAAGGCGCUCAGUAAAGAGCAGUGCAUUAUGGGUAAGGCGCUCAGUAAAGAGCAGUGCAUUAUGGGUAAGGCGCUCAGUAAAGAGCAGUGCAUUAUGGGUAAGGCGCUCAGUAAAGAGCAGUGCAUUAUGGGUAAGACACUCAGUAAAGAGCAGUGCAUUAUGGGUAAGACGCUCAGUAAAGAGCAGUGCAUUAUGGGUAAGACGCUCAGUAAAGAGCAGUGCAUUAUGGGUAAUAACGUGUACCGUGUGGCUCUCCUGGUGUGUAUUAUAGCAGCUGCACUCAUCAUUUUAUACUCAACCAGAAGGACGCUGAGAGUGCCACGCCCCUAACGACGAACAAACUGUGAACAAACUGUGGACCUUCCACCAAUCAGGAGGCUGCAUCACUGCGGUCAGUCGCUCCACAGAGAAAUGAGAGAGUUUCUGCGUUUCUGUCCAAAAUCCUCCCGGCUUACACUGACCUCUCUCUCUCUCUCUCUCUCUCUCUCUCUCUCUCUCUCUCUCUCUGUCUGUGUCUGUCUGUCUCUUUCUCUCUCUCUCUCUCACUCUCUCUCUCUGUCUGUCUGUCUCUUUCUCUCUCUCUCUUUCUCUCUCCCUGUCUCUCUCUCUUUCUCUCUCUCUCUCUCUCUCUCUCUCUCUUUCUCCCUGUCUGUCGCUCGCUCUCUCUCUGUCUGUCUCUCUCUCUCUCUUUCUCUGUCUGUCUCUCUCUGUCUGUCUCUCGCUCUCUCUCUCUCUGUCUGUCUCUCGCUCACUCUCUCUCUCUCUGUUUGUCUCUCACUCUCUGUCUGUCUGUCUCUCUCUUUCUCUCUCUCUCUUUCUCUUUUCCAUAUUUAAGUACAGAAUUUUUGCAUCCCUUUUGAAUGAAGAACAUUGACACCAGCAAGACGUCAGUCCCUUCAUCAUCAUCAUCAUGUGGAACAUCUUCAUAAACAUGAAACAGAACUUCAUCCAGUUUACACCCCAGUUGUUUCCUCCUGAUAGACCCCGCCCCCUGUCUCUGGUCAGUUGACUCCGCCCAGUUCCUUGGCCAGUCUGUGGUUAUUUUGUUCUGUUCUUCUGUUCACGGUCAUCUUGUUGCAGGAGAAUCAUUUUAUAGAUGAAUCUUAAACCAGAAUGACUUUUUUUUCCUGCAGAAAUUAAUGAAGGAUGAAAACUUU
Molecule: messenger RNA, 7033 nt
Organism: Hemibagrus wyckioides
Lineage: Eukaryota; Metazoa; Chordata; Actinopteri; Siluriformes; Bagridae
Gene: insra
Product: insulin receptor a
Exons: 21
Coding region: 1029-5063 (1344 amino acids)
Biological process (GO): protein autophosphorylation; positive regulation of MAPK cascade; positive regulation of phosphatidylinositol 3-kinase/protein kinase B signal transduction
Cellular component (GO): axon; membrane; insulin receptor complex
Molecular function (GO): ATP binding; insulin receptor substrate binding; phosphatidylinositol 3-kinase binding
Source: RefSeq, a predicted model, not a curated record